Molecule: messenger RNA, 2098 nt
Organism: Schistosoma turkestanicum
Lineage: Eukaryota; Metazoa; Platyhelminthes; Trematoda; Strigeidida; Schistosomatidae
Source: the annotation of a GenBank genome assembly
AUGCUUUAUCUUAUCAGUAUUAAUAUACUCCUAUUUAUUGGCUGCUACAUAGCUGGAUGCAUACCCAUAUCUUUUAAACUCCCAGUAUCGAAAAUUCGUAUACUCACUGUGUUUGGUGCUGGUCUACUUUUGGGCGCUGCUCUAGUUGUGGUAAUUCCUGAAGGUAUUGCAGCCAUCUAUAAUUCGCAUAAACAUCAACAUGUCAAUUUUAAUUCAAAUAAGGGAAAUGCUUUGAUUUCUCCGAAUUCACGUAAAUUAUAUGAAGCAGAUAUAAUGGAGUCAACCAAUGAAAAACACCAGUCAUUAACAAUCAAUCAAAACAGCAAUAACAACAAUCACAAUGAUCCAAUGAAAAUAGACGAUACACAUCAAAAUGAACCUCCUGAUCAUGAUCAUAAUCAUAAUGAUAAUGAUAAUCAUAACAAUAACAAUCAUAGUCAUAUUCAUCAACAAAUUGGUAUUGCCUUAUUAUUAGGUUAUUUAUUUAUGUUAAUCAUUGAUCAAAUGAGUUAUACUAUAUUGGAAUUAACUUGUUGUCAAACAAUAUUAUUUAGUGUAAAAAAAUUAUGCUAUCGUUCUAUAUUAUGUAUACCAUUAAUAGCUAAAUUUAAAAAGAGCGCCAGUACCAUUGGUGGUAAUUUAAACAAAACUAAUUCAAUGAACAAUAAUACAACGAAUAAUAAUAAUAAUAAUAAUAAUACAUCAGCAACAGCUAUGAAUAGUACAAAUAACACAAAUAAUUUGACCAAUGAAAUAACAAAUAAUAAUGGCCUUCAUUAUAAUAGUUCAUCUAUUGGUUCAAUGCAAUUAGCCAAUCAUAAAGGAUUUAUUGUUACAUGUGGUUUAGUGAUACAUUCAUUAGCUGAUGGUUUAGCAAUUGGUUCAGCAUUUGCAUUAAAUCAAUUACAAUUGGAAUUGAUUUUAUUUUUAGCUAUUAUUUUACAUAAAAUUCCAGCUGCUUUUGGCUUAGCAUGCUUUUUAUUACAUGAAGGAUUUACACGUGAUCGAAUUCGUCUACAUAUGAUUGCUUUUUCACUUUCUUCUCCGCUGGCAUCAUUUUUCACAUACUUUUAUCUUUCAUUAUCUUCAACAUCAUCAACGGAUACUGAUAUCAAUGUAGCAUCAACAAGAACAGGCUUAGCACUUCUACUUUCCGGUGGUACAUUCCUGUAUGUUGCCGCAACACAUAUUCUACCAGAAUUAAUCAAUUCCUCCGGUACUACUACUACUAGCCAUACAAUGGACUAUAAUUCUGCCGGUGGUGUACUACAUUCAAAUUUUGCUAACAUACAAUUAAGAAAUUCCAGUUUAUCAUCAUUGUUGCCUGACACAUCAUCAUCAUCAUCAUCAUCAGACCACAUGAUGAGUGCAUCUUCAUCAACCAAUUAUGCCUUAUACACUGUAGAUAAUAGUCAUGAAUCAAUUAUCAUGUAUAAUUAUCCAAAAUUUAAUGACUAUGCUCGUACUGUAUCACAUGUGCAUCGUUUAAGCUUGAUGGAAGUGAUUGUUUUAAUUAGUGGUACAAUUAUACCAAUUCUAUUGUCUACAAGUCAUUCACAUUAAUCAUUGAAUUAUUGAAUAUUGAACAGAAAAGAAAACAGUUUUGUUGUUUUUUUUGUUCUAUUCAUUUCUCAACUUUUCAUUGAUUGAUUUCCUUACUGUGUACACUUCCAUGAUAUUUGCAGGGAUUUUUUUUUCUUGAAAAAAAUUCUAUCUAUGGUUUGUUUUCUUAUUAUUUAAUGUAAAUCAUAUCAUUGAGCUUUUUCCCCUACGUCUCUCCCCUUUCUUUCAAUCAAUCAAUACUGUGAUAUUUGUGUGUGACGUGUAAGUGUGAUUGCACAAUUGACGACAUGAUCUUGAUGCCAUCAACCAAUUCUCUCUCCUUAUAUAUAUAUUUAUAUUUUAUAUUCUUACUACUAUUUUCCAAAUGAGUAGUAUAAUUAUAUAUGAUGUAUUUUUUGACUGUGUGUGUGUGAAUAUAUGUUUUUUAAACAAGAGCAUUCAUUAUCAGUGAGUGGUAAAACUGCUUUUCAAUGCUUAAAUUUCUAAAAGUUUAAUAAAAGAAAGAGGCUAUGAAUAUUUCUUAAAUUAUACUGAU